AUGUUUCAUUAUUCUGGCUUAUAAUUCAGUUUCUGGAUUUAUACAGACUGCAUAUUUAAACAUUUAAAUACAAUAAUACGAAUUAUUACUUCUACGCAAAAAAGAAUACUUUCUGAACGAAAUGUAUAAAUGUCAACGCCUAUCAAAACAACUGUCAAAAACAGCUGUUGAGCGUCCGCAAGCAAGCAUCGUGAAGACGUAAACAAAUAGUUGUUAAUGUAAACUGUAAAGUAACCCAAAUCGAAAUUAAUAUCUAUUUUCGAUCUUCAAUUUCAUUCAUUAUGGAUAAGUUUGGUGACGAAACGUUGUGCAGAAUUUGUUUUCAAAAACAAGAUACGGUGUACUCGUUGUUUCGCAAACGAAAAGGUAUUUCCCCGAGUGAGAAGUUGAAUAAAAUUGGUGUCAAAGCUGAUCUCCACGAUACGGGGCCAUCUUGCAUAUGUUGUGACUGUUUAGCCGAGUUGGAGACUACGGUCAAUUUCUUAGAGAAAUGUGAGAAAUCAAACCGAGUACUGGCUGAGUACUUAGCGAAUGGUGUGAAGGACAAUACUGCUGUACAUUGUGAUAGUAGAGUGGUAGAGUAUAGCCAGGAGGAGUGCGAGUCUGUUGGUAAACUAGAAGUGGACAAUGAGGAGUUGUUGUUGGAGGAGCCGCGGUGUGAGGAGUGCGGGUCCCGCCGGCGCUGUCCGCACUGGAGCCCGCCCACCACGUACACAUGCCCCAAGUGCCAAAAAGUGUUCAACAGGAAGUUUAAUUUUAAGCUACAUUUGAAGCGCCACAGCGGGUCCCGCGAGUGGUGGUGCGCGGCGUGCGGCGCGGGCGUGGUGUCGCGCUGGCUGGCGGCCGCGCACUGCGCGCCCCGCGCCCCGCGCGCCUGCCCCGCGCCCGGCUGCACGCGCGCAUACACCUCCGCCACCAACCUCCGGGUACACCUCCGCACACACACCGGCGAGAGACCCUUCGAGUGCCACGACUGUGGCAAGAAGUUCUCCAGCAAGAAUACUCUGCAGAACCACAUAAGGAUUCACACAGGUGCAUUGCCGUACAUCUGUCCGGUAUGCGGUAAGCAGUUCCGUACGAACAAGCUAGCGGCGCACAUGGCGCGCCACUCGGAGACGCAGGCAGGGCGGCACGCGCGCGCGCACCGGGCGGGCAGCACGGCGCCCGCGCCCGCGCCCGCGCACGCCUGCACGAUGUGCACGUCUCGUUAUCACCACAAGCAGUCCUUAAACAAGCACAUGAGGAAGCAACACGCACAGCAAGUGGUGCAGCCAGCCACACAGCAGGCCCUCGACCAAACUGCUGAACUAUAACUUACUACUGAAGGAACUGCGUUCUACCAAAGUAUCGACAUCAAAUCGACUGUACAAAGGCUAGCAACUUAAUUUAAAUUUUACAAAUACCAAAGAAUUGUAUGUACUCAUAAGUUAAUUUAUACAAAGUAAAUAAUAAGUACUGUAUUAAUGUGUUUAGUUUAGUCUACAAUUAGGUUUAAUUCAGCAAAGAAUCAUGUGGUUUAGUGAAACCUGUGAAAGAAGUGGCGGUCAAGGUCGUGCCGCCGCCGCGCGACACUGUACGUGAUAACGGAACGGUCAGCAUUAUGUUUGCUUUACUUUGUUCUUUGGUUAUAAGAGUUCUCAGGAAGGAUUUGGCAAUGGAAUGGUACCAGUAAUAACUCAUUAGGUAAGUAAUUAGAAAUUAAAUGUAUUUGAUUUACCAAAUAUCAUUUCCCCGACACGCGUGCUACGUUUUAU
Spodoptera litura is the source of this 1754-nucleotide messenger RNA. The record is from RefSeq and is a predicted model, not a curated record. Lineage: Eukaryota; Metazoa; Arthropoda; Insecta; Lepidoptera; Noctuidae.